AUGUCGUCUCUCGUUUUAGGUCUGGCCAUCCUUGCUGGCGUGGCUCUCCCGGUACACGGAGCUGCGCCAUACUGCCUCCCCGGAGACGACUGCUUUCCGUCGGACGAUGCGAUCACGAAGUUUAAUGAGACCGUUGGUGGUAACCUGAUCAAAACUGUUCCGUAUGGAGCCGCCUGCUACUCUGCGAGCUACAAUGCCGGAGAAUGCGCAUCGCUUGCCGCCGAAAAGAGUGACAGCGACUACAGACUGGAACUUGCAUGUAAGAUGCCAGUCACGAUUCAUUUCAUUACCAAACUCUUAAACUACAAGAGAAGAGCCAAACUCGUCGCUGAAAUAUUGAGUCUAGCCGGUGUGAUGUACACCAACUUCGAACAGUAUGGGACAAUUGGGUGCCCCGUACCAGAUUCGAACACGAACGGGUCAGCUCCAGCCGCGAUUGAGGGAGAAUGCACCAUCGGCAACAUGCCGUCGUACGUCGUCAAUGCCACGUCCGUGGAUGAUGUGGCAGCGGCAGUGAAGUUUGCGGCCGAGUACAAUCUCCGCCUGCGGAUUAAGAACACCGGCCACGACUACAGCGGUCGGUCAUCGGGCGCCGGCUCCUUGUCUAUCUGGACUCACCACAUGGACGAUACCGAAGGCGUGCCAGACUUCCUUCCCGCUGGCUGCGACUUGAACUCUUCAUACGCUCUUUCAGCUGGUCCCGGUGUGGAUGUCGAGGCCUUGAACAUCUGGGCAGGGGAGAAUGGCAGGGUCACUAUCGGUGGGACGACCGCUACAGUUGGAGCUAUGGGUGGAUAUAUCCUCGGUGGCGGCCUCGGCCCUCUGGCUACUCACUUUGGCAUGGGAGUUGACAACGCGCUGCAGUUCCAAGUUGUCACCGCCGAUGGCAGCAUCAAGAUCGCGAAUGAAUGCACCAACGAGGACCUAUUCUGGGCCUUGCGUGGCGGUGGAGGCACUUUCGGGGUAACCACUCGGGUGUGGAUAAAGACCUACCCUGCGCUGGCUGCUGUCAACGUCGUCGCUGGAGCCAUAGGCUGCGAGAGUCGAGCCUCAUACGAGCAGCUCAUUACCAACCUGAUUGACGCACAACAGCAGCUGCGUGAUCUGGGGCAUGCCGGCCUUUGGUCAUGUUCUGGAGACGAUCUGGGGUACUCCAUCAUGUCCCUGGUCGCUUACCAAGACGAGGAGUCGGUGGCGAGCGCCAAAGUCAGCCUAGGUGAUUUCGACGACAUCAACAACGUCACAGGGUGCACACCCCAAUUCACAGCGGAGCAGUUCGCGGGCUCAUCAUCUUACAACGAUGCCUAUCAAGGUCUCAUCUGGCCCGCCGUCGACUCUGGGACCCCUGUUGGCAUUAACUUGCAGGUGUUCAGCCGGCUGAUCUCAUUUGAAACGAUGGACAACAAUUUGCAGAGCAUCAAGGACUACAUCUUGGCCCUGCCGUCAUCCAUCCCGAUUAUCUGGCAGAAUCAUGUGGGAGGCGUGACACAGGACAUUGCUGGUGACGCCACCUCGGUACACCCCGACUGGCGUAACGCUUUUGCAUUCAUCGACACAUCCAAUUUUGGCUCGUGGAGCGGACCCACUGCCGAGCAGAACGAGACCUCGGAGGCUAUCGUGGCAAACAUGACGACAACCUUUGGCACAGCCGCCUACUACAACGAAGCCUACGGCUACGAGGAGAACUGGCAAGAGUCGUACUUCGGCUCGAAUUACGACCGACUUCUGGAGAUCAAGAACGCCGUCGACCCCGACGGCGUCUUUAGCUGCCGCAUGUGCGUGGGAAGCGAGGGCGGAUUCUGA
This is a messenger RNA of Anthostomella pinea, 1803 nucleotides long. NCBI's taxonomy places the organism in Eukaryota, Fungi, Ascomycota, Sordariomycetes, Xylariales, Xylariaceae. The record is from the annotation of a GenBank genome assembly.